AUGGUACAUUCGGAUUUAAAUGAACAUGAAUUGAUAUCAUCAACAAUUAGUGAAGAUAGUCAAACACCAUUAUCCGAAACAGUAACAACAUUAGCUAGUAAUGUUUAUAAAGAAUUAGAACGUAUUAUAAAAAAUUUUGGUGAAAAUAGUGUUAAAGAUUUAAUGCCAGUAAUGAUUUCAACAUUAGAGUCACUGGAUACUGCGUUACAUGACCGUGAAGUGAGUAAACUUGAAACGGAAUCAUUAAAAGAACAAAAUGAGCAGUUAUUUCAACAAUAUGAACGUGAAAAAAGUUUUCAUAAAGAAUAUCAACAACGUUAUCUUCAAGUUGAAGAUCAUCUAGAAGAAAUAAAACGAGAGAAUGAAGAAAAAUUACAAAGUCUAGAAUCGAUUGUCAAAAUUUUCGAAAUUAAAGCACGAAAUGCAUCAGAUCAUGUUGGAAGAUUAGAAGAUAAAGAAAAUGAAAUGAAACAAGAAUAUAAACGUUUACAUGAUCGAUAUUGUGAACUAUUCAAAGCACAUUGUGAUUAUAUGGAAAGAACAAAAAUUUUAUAUGGAACUGAUCGAUUAGAUCAACUGGCUACAAAGUCUUCUUCUCGUGGAAAUCUUCAAUUACCAUCGACAUCAUACUCAUCUGAUGAUAAACAAACUCUAUCUAAUCAACCAUCAAUUGAAGAAGUACCUCCAAAUUCUUCUGAUGUAUCCUUCACAUCACUUAAAAAAUCUCUUUCUGGCAUGGAAUUUCAUUCGAUACCUGAAACUACGGAUGGUAUACAUACUCAAACAGAAUCCAUGGCAAGUAAUGAUGCUGCUGUAAAUACAGACUAUGAUAAUUCCUAUUUUGAUAACUAUAAACGUGACCCUGCAAUUAGUGAUGAUGAUGAUGAUAUAUCAAUAGAUGAUACAAAGAAUUUGGAAGCUUUUGACAAAGAAACACAAAAUGAUAAUAUUGAUAUAUCAGAUGUUGAUGCUUCAGCAGAUUUAUUUGGUAUGACAAAGGAAGUAUCCAAUCUGAUCAAAGAAAAUAAUGAACUUUUGGAAACGAAAAAUGCAUUGAAUGUUCUUAAAGAUGAUCUAUUAGUCAAAAUUGAAGAAUUAUCAAAUGAACAAGAAAUUCUUCGAGAAGAAAUUGAAUCAUUACAAACCGUUAAAACUCGAUUACAUUCACGAAAUUUAGAAGUUGAAGAAGAACUUCGAAAGAUACGCGAAGAAAUCGAAAAGAAAAAAGAAGAAGAGGAAAAUGUACCGACGGCAGAUAGAAAGCGUUUUACUCGAGUUGAAAUGCAACGUGUUCUUCUUGAACGUAAUCAAUACAAACAACGUUUAUUUGAACUUGAAGAAGCUAUGCAUCGACAAGAUGCUUUACGUGCAUCGAAACAUGAACAAUCAUCAUCAACAACUGCUAAUACAACUAAUGAUAGUUUUUUUGAUCAUACACAAAACAAACAUAGACCAAUGUUUAGAAAACUGUGA
Adineta steineri is the source of this 1473-nucleotide messenger RNA. The record is from the annotation of a GenBank genome assembly. NCBI's taxonomy places the organism in Eukaryota, Metazoa, Rotifera, Eurotatoria, Adinetida, Adinetidae.